Molecule: messenger RNA, 4666 nt
Organism: Melopsittacus undulatus (budgerigar)
Lineage: Eukaryota; Metazoa; Chordata; Aves; Psittaciformes; Psittaculidae
Gene: EIF5A2
Product: eukaryotic translation initiation factor 5A2
Exons: 5
Coding region: 121-582 (153 amino acids)
Biological process (GO): positive regulation of translational elongation; positive regulation of translational termination; translational elongation
Molecular function (GO): RNA binding; translation elongation factor activity; ribosome binding
Source: RefSeq, a predicted model, not a curated record
GUGGUUGGGCGCGUGUGCGCGGCGCCGUGCCCCGCCGUGCCCCCGCCCUGCGUGCCCCCGGCCCCACCGGCACCCCCGAGCAGCCUCGCAAGCAGCCCCUGGCCCCAGUCCCCCGCCGCCAUGGCCGACGAGCUCGACUUCACCACGGGCGAUGCCGGCGCCUCCUUCACGUACCCCAUGCAGUGCUCGGCGCUGCGGAAGAAUGGCUUUGUGGUGCUCAAGGGCCGCCCCUGUAAGAUCGUGGAGAUGUCCACUUCCAAGACGGGCAAGCACGGCCACGCCAAGGUCCACUUGGUUGGUAUCGAUAUCUUCACUGGUAAAAAAUAUGAAGAUAUUUGCCCAUCAACUCAUAACAUGGAUGUUCCAAAUAUCAAGAGGAAUGAUUACCAGCUGAUAGGUAUUCAGGAUGGGUAUCUCUCCCUGCUGACAGAAAGUGGUGAAGUUCGUGAAGAUCUUAAGUUGCCAGAAGGGGAUCUUGGCAAAGAAAUAGAAGGAAAAUUCAAUGCCAAUGAAGAUGUGCAGAUAUCUGUCAUAAGUGCAAUGAAUGAAGAAUGUGCUGUAGCCAUAAAGCCUUGCAAAUAAAGAGGAUCACCAGGCUCGGGCAGCUGCUCAGGUCUGGGCAAACCACAGAUCUAUAAAUUUGGUUCCUAUUGUCACCAAAGCUCUGGCCUUCACAAGCAACCUCAUUUCUUUUUUGAAUUGUUAAAAUGCAGUGCUGGAUUCUGGAUUAGUAUUGCAGGCUAACUGGCAGUUUUCAAAAUCACUGAGAUUUUAAUUCCUUAAUCAUAACUAUUUUAACAUUCCUGUGGGUUUCAGCUAUGGAUCUGAGAAACCAGUCAGGUGUUACUAGUGAAUAUAUUUUUAUUUGCUUGAGCAAAACAGUGUUUGUCUGUAUGAACAGACAAAAUACAGUAUUCAGGGGCUUUUAGAUAAGCUGGUAGGUAUCUAGGAUUAUAAAGUGACCUAGAGCACAAAUAGUAUUUUUCUUGACAUGUUUAGGUAGAACUGACAAUAAAACAAUAAAAGUAGCUUUCUUUUUUUUUUUUUAUGCUUAAGUAUUUUGUGGAUUGGGACUCUUGCAGAACUGUAGGUGCCAAUCGCAACUUUUAGACCAAGAAACUCAAGUGAUCAAAAAUGCCAGCUGGCUUGACCAAGCCCCAGUGGCCAUGUGCAACUUAACUGUAUUACCUCUGUUUUCUUCUUUGCCAACUUGUUGGCUUAUUUUGAUGAUAAAAUGGUGUCAAAAGCCUACCUGUGGUUUAGGCAGGCAGUUGGAAUAUUGGGUAGAUGAGACAUAGAUAGGUCAGGGGGACACAAAGGUGAGAAUGGAUGUUAAAGCUAUAGACUUUCACUCGAGGCCUUUGUCAGACUUGAAAAAAUAAAAUAGUUCAAUUGCUUUCCUUUAUUUUAUUUAUCUUAAACUAUAAAAGGGUGACAAACUCCAUGGAAAUCUGUUGCAGUGCUUCCAGCUUUAGGUCUUAAUCUUCAGGUGUAGACCAUAUUUUUGUAGCACAGGGACCACGGGUUUUCUCAAAAAGUGGGACAAACUGUAGCAUCGAGCCUAAACUAAAUGCAUGUGAUUCUUUUUAAAAAAUAAAACAUGUAUUUUCAAAAUAUAGACUUGACAGACAAUACUGAACAACCAUGGCUUAACUAUAAAAGUAAAUAAAUUGCUAUACAGUUAUGAAAGCUAGCUCCCAUCCAGGGGUGUUAUGAGUCAUUGAAACAUGCAUGCAUGCCUCUAGUUAGUAGCUUAAUGGGCAGACACAAGGCUUCAUAGCAAUAGUUAAUGAAAGGAUAACUAGCCUGUUCCUGUUUAAGGCAUUCAACUUGAAUUCUAAAACUUGAUGACUCUUCAUGAGUGGGAAACUCUCAGUCUGUGGUUCAGACCUCUCUUCACAGUUUAUAAAAUUGCUUCAUGAGCUUGCCUUAAGCUUCAGUGGCUGUUGGCUGAUUGAGGAUAACUUUUAAGCAUGUAGCAUUCUGCCCUGGAUACGUGCUCCAUUCACAGUGGGCUGUGAGAGUCAGAGGUCAUACUGCUGUGAACUGUUUAAUGUUUUCAGCUUAAUAGUAUAUACUCUUUAAUCCCCAGAGGGCUCAUGGCAACUGUCCUGAACUGCCCUUGUACGUACUAUGUCAAGGCUUAGCAAAUCCUGGGUGCCUGAUGUAGAUGGCAAAACCAUGUUUUUUCUACAGGCUUCUUGUGACAAUGGGAGCAGUACCAGUGAAGGUAAAGACAGCAAUAAAUACACUCUAGUAGUAAAGCACAGUUACCUGGGACACCUGACAGAAUUAAGAGACUGCCACAUGCUCUUGCCUAGCACAACGCACAUCGCAGGCGAACUCUAUAAAAAUGCCUGGAUUGAAAUAGCAAAACUGCUUAAAAAAUGCCUGUAGAUGCAAGAGAUUGAGAUGCAUUCAGAAUAGUUUUGACAUGCAUGCUAAUAGUUCAAGCUAGUCUGCACUGUGCUCUCCAUUGAAAAGGCACCUGAAAGACAGGCUUUGUGGGCUUUGGAGGUGAUGGUGAAACCAUUGAUGAUGGUAUUGACAGCAAGGUGAGCUGUGUGGGAAGUCAUAGGUUGCUAUGGCAAACUAAUGCAAGUUCUAAUGCUAUCACUGUAUAACAAGUACUUACAAUAUGCUUGAAAACUGCGAGACUCUGAUUUGUCCCUGUUCUGGUAGUGCUUUAGUUUACUUUCAGGUGCCUGUCUGUCCUCUAAAAGCCUGUUGGAAGACAGGUAUUUGAUGCCACUGGCCCACAGUCUAAGCAUUUACUUAACCUGCAAGCUCUCCAGGACAAAGGCUGGAUUUUGUCCUGUUCCUACAAGUGGGGUUCUGGUCUCACUGGAGUUUACAGGUACUACAGCAAUCUAAAGGUUUUAUGACCUCCAGCUUGCUGGAAGAGCCUUCCUUGGGACUUAGAGAUGUCCUUCUAUUGCAACCUUCAGUUCUGCAAGAUUUAAAUGAUUAAGUACUUCAUUAUAGGUUUGUUCUUAUAUACUUAGUUGUCUUUUGUGAAGCACUUCGAACACUAUGGAAGUGCAGAGCAUUUGCUUGUCAUGCAUGAAGUUUCCCAUAGUUAAUAAUACAUAAGCAUGAGUUAAGCAUAAUCUCAAAGUUUCAGUAAGGUUAAAAGUUGCUUCUAAAUUAGAACAUGUAUUUGAGGCAUUUUUUUCCAGAGUAAGAUGUUUCAGUUUACUGUCAGAAUUGUUUGCAACAAAGUUUGUGAUCAAUAGUUCAUAUAGAUGCGUAUUUUUAAGACCCCUAACCAAAUGCUUAGGGAAGUUCUCCUUUCAUAGCUUUACUUUAAAACAAAUCUUACUGAUGUACUUGUUCUGUAGUACUGUCUUAACACUUAAAUUGUGUCAAAACUGAAAACUAUAAUCUUCUAAAAGCUGGUGGCAAUUGCUUAGAGUAAAGACUGUGAAACCUAGGAGGUAAAGAAAACUAUUCUCGCUCCAAAUAAUGCAUUUUUUUAAUGGCUCAAAUUCACUGAGUUUCUCCUACUGAUUUACAGAAUUGGGAAGACUGCAGUGUUUCCUGCCUCAAGUGUUGGCAAAUAAUACAUUAAGAUUUCAAUAGAUCCUUCUAAUUUUUGCUUAUAAUGGUGGUUUUUCAACUAGGCUCUUGCUAGUUGAGCCAUGUUCUCAGGGCUGGUUUUUUUUAAGAAGUUAGCUGAGUUUUGUUUUGACGUAACUGCUUUCAAGCCUCUUGCAGGUUUUUCUAAUCCACAGUGUAUCCAGAAAUGGUGCACGAUCUGUAGUUUCAAAAUACAGGUGAUUUUACAUAAUCUGUAAAGAAGUCAAACUUGUUGACAGUUCAGACUCUUAUGGUUACUGCAGGUCAGUCUCACAGAAUUCAAAAUUCAAUAAAUCCCACUUUUUUUUUUGGUUGAGUAAUUAGAAUGUAGUUUGUUACAGUAGAACUAAACUUCAGGAGAAAAAGACCUUGUUAAGGAUAUUUCAAGUAUCUCGCUUAUACACAGAGAAUGUUAACAAAGGCGUAGAUCCUGGAGGUGUUGUAGUGGGAGUGUGGUGGAGUGUUCCGCAGUCUGGUGCGGUAUGCCAAGGUGGGCAGAGGCCUGUCCAGCACCUGCAGUCUGGCCCUACAGUAUUUGGCAUCUGAGAGUGACUUGGUGAGUUGAAACCUGAAUGUUUGCUGUGUAUUGCUGUAUCCCAGAAAACCCCUGCUGUCCUGUGCUGUAUAUUUAAACGUUAUUGUUUGGUGUGGCUUUCACAACUCUGGGGAAAGAGGAAUGAUGGUGGUGACUGCUUUUCCUGCUGAUGGUGAAAACCAAACCCUGUAACUGGUGUGAGCCAGGAGCAGCAGCCCUGGUGGUUCACAUGUGUGUCUGUUUUGGAAGUUGUAUUGUUUUCAACACCAUGCCAAUGAUCAAGGGAAAGAUGUAUGUUCGUUGUUUUGCUCCAGGAAUAAUAAAGAUGUCAGUGCUGUGGGGAUCUGGGUGCUGGUUCAGAUUGCACGGACUCUGGGGGUUGCUUCAAGGCUGAGUGCAUCUGCAGGCUCCUGCACGGACCUGGCUGCAGUGAGAACACCGGUGUUAGCCCAGGCGCCCGGAGGAGAGCGGCGCGGCCAGCUUGUUGUUACGAGAGCAAGAGAACCGCUUGUGUUCCUGUCCUACAGAAAUAAAAAUCUGAACUCAAACACA